CGGAUGUGCGUUGAUGAGGCUGCACUGAUAGGCAGCACUGAUGGGAACUGAUGAGGUGGCACGGAUAGGCAGCACUGAUGGGCACUGAUAGGCGUCAUUGAUAGGCAACACUGAUGAGCUGGCACUGAUGAUGCUGCACUGAUGGCACUGAUGGGCAGCACUGCUGGGCAGCACUGAUGGGUGGCACUGAUGGGGGCACUGAUGGGCACAGGUCAACACUGGACGGUUGGGAAGUGGUUAAACAGCACAAAGUAGUAUGGAUGAGUGUAAUAGAAAUUGUCACUCUUAGCAAAUUUGAGCAA
Messenger RNA from Staurois parvus, 302 nucleotides. The record is from the annotation of a GenBank genome assembly. Lineage: Eukaryota; Metazoa; Chordata; Amphibia; Anura; Ranidae.